AUUUUGGUACUCUAUUUUAAGCCCUUGUUAAAAAAACCCUUGGUAGUAAUUCCCACGCUAUCAAGUUUCGAGCGAUUUCAGUCAUUCUCUGUAUUGUUUCAUCUCGAUAAGCGCCCUUUUCUAUUUCUCUCCUAUGAAGAGAUAAAACAUGGAAACUGAAACCUACUUUCAAUUACCCAAAUCAAAGAAAAAAAAAGAAGAAAAUCAAAGCAAAUAGCUUUGAACUGAUGCUUCAAUCAAAAUGUUAAAGAAGAAUACAGAGAAAAAUCAACCAAAAUUAGGCUACACAGCUUCUGGGUUCGACCCUUUUGAAACCCAGAAUCAAACAAUUUCGGGUUUUGCGGGCAUAAAAGCAAAAAGGAUAAAAGCAUUUAAAUGUUGUCAAACCAAUUGGGUUUGAAGCUGAUUAUAUGGGUUAUUCUGGUGAAACAGCUAUGGUGGAAUGGGUAGUUGUGGUCUUCUUGUUCUUUAUAAGAAAACCGAUUUCUUACAUUUUGUUCGUGUCACUGCUAAUAAGACUUACGAGUUAAGACAUUCAAGCUUCUUACAUCGGCUAGAGCUUCAAAACUACCUGACAAGGAACCAGCUGCUCUCACUAAGAUGGAGAGCAGAGGUGAAAGGACAAAUACAACACUAGCUUUCAGAUUUUUAUGGUACCAAGGACGCAAAGAAGAAAAACAAAGCAAUGCUACUGUGUAUGAGACUGAUUUCACCAGAUCAUUGAGGAAUCAAAAAUUGGAAUUCCCUGAAUGGCUUAUCAUCCUUCAAGACUUCUCUUACAGAAGUUCGCUUGAGUUAUUUGCUGGGUUAUUGAUGUGUUGGAGGCAGAGUUUAGAGACAUUGCCAGCCUCCAGGGAUAUGAAGGCUUCCAUCAAGCUGAGGAGUAAGGACUUAUUAUUUUUUAAGAGGCGAAAUAGCGCGACAAUGGCUACCCUAACGGUUCCUCUCACGUUCCCAACAAAUGUGGAAUUAGAAUGUCCUCUAUCUAAAUCUGACCUAAAAUGCGGAAAUAAAUGAGAUGGUAAAUAGUGAUCAAAAUUCAAAAGGCAGCCCUUGGCCAAAAAGUAGCCUGAAUCUUGCCCGAAUUAGGAUCAUGGAGAAGCAUUUUCAAUUCAGUUAUUCUCUCUGACACACGGCCUCAAAACCAGAAGCCUAUAUUCUUAUUUUCUUUUUGAUUUGUAUUAGUUGGGUUAUUUAGCCCAUACGUGUAGUGCGUCUCUCGAAAAGAUCGUCUCUCACAAUAAUUUGUGUUUUUAAUUAUUUUUUUAAAUGCUUUAUUUGUUAUGUGAUUUUUUGAAUCUGUUUUAUUUACUUGAUAUUUUUUUUCCUAUUAGUUUCCUUGGCAGGGAACCAAAACUUAACUAACAGGUAGGUAGUGUGCCUAAUUCACUAGGAUCAAAGGAAGUAUAUAUCUUGUACAUUUAAAUUUUUAAAAUUUCAUUAUCAUAAAAAUGACAUGAUAUAUUUCUUGAAAUUUUACACUACAUAUUUUUAUUAUCAUUCUUUGAAAUCAACAACCAAACAAACUUUUAAAAUAUUUAAAUCAUUUUGAAACAAAGGCACACUGAUUUUGGAAAGAAUUAUCUUUUGCUAAAUAAAUUUUUAUACACUCGUAGGUU
Molecule: messenger RNA, 1619 nt
Organism: Amaranthus tricolor (Joseph's coat)
Lineage: Eukaryota; Viridiplantae; Streptophyta; Magnoliopsida; Caryophyllales; Amaranthaceae
Exons: 3
Coding region: 601-1017 (138 amino acids)
Source: RefSeq, a predicted model, not a curated record